GCAUCUCACAUGAGACACCUAUUGUGAUUCUCCCUAUUGUCCCCCAGCCUCAAGAUUCACUUCUCUCACUGGAACAUCUACAAACCUUCCCUUGGAUCAUUCCUUCGACACAUAAAACUAUCUGCAGAAAGUGCAAUUCCCGGGAGCAACGAUGGCCGGUCUCAAUUCAGACCCGUUCGCUCAGCUCCCCAUCGAGACGAAUCAACACAUUGCCUCCUUUCUCGAAUACGACCAGGACCUCUGCAGCUACCGACUCAUCUGCCAAUCCACCCUCAAUGCGAUCGACGCAGACAACUGCUCCUUCUGGCGCCGACGCUUCCUCACUCGCUUCGAAAAGCCAAGCUGGUCAGGCUCGAAUGCUCAGUACAAGUCUAGCUACCAGAAAAGGCAGAAUGUGCUGAAGCACGGUGCAUUCUUCAAACAAGGUCGCACGCUGGAGGAGUAUAAAUGUCUCGAAGUCUUGCGAGACCUCAUCGUCGAGUCGUUCUCCAGCAAACCCAGCGCAGAGGAUCAGGUCUACGAGUCCCUCAAUCUCCAGACCAUCCUGAAGUUCAUCGUCGCCAACAACUUUCUGCAAAGCGUCUUCCAGCCCUUUCGGAGCACCCGUCCUCAAAUGUCCAUCAAACCCCUCCUGCAUACCCUUCAGAUCCUUUGCGCCCCGAUGCUCCUGAGCCUUGAGCCACACAUCAUGAACCACCACUUCGGCUUCCCAGACUCCCAGUCCGCAGUCUACUCGUGCGGCUUUAAAUACCCUCUCAUUGCCGGCAUCGACGACCGCACCAUCAAUAUGGAUCUACUCCUCCACAACGUCAACUUCUGGAAAUACCACAUGAUUCGCGAGGCAGAAGCCACCCUCUUCCAAUCCUUCUCCCAGCUGGACGACGACGAGCGUCCGCGCUGGUGGAGCACGCAACUGACCCAGAAACGACAGCCACUAGGACGUCACUGGAAGGGAAGCUAUGCCUAUCUCUCCCUCAAAGAAGUCAAGGCCCUCCGUCAGGGUGGAAGCGACGACCAGAUCCAGGACUGCUUCGCGGGAGAAGAUGACGCCUUCGCCUUCCAAGACAUGCGACUGGACGAAGUGGAAGACGACCAGCCAUUCCCCUGGCCCCCUCUCUUCGAACGCCACCUGCAAUCGCUCAAACAGCCCACCAACCACGCCAAAACCCGCGCCCAGAGGCGCUCCACCGCAUCAUCGUCCGAAGAUCCCGCCAGCCCGACCAAAGCCGUCAGCUUCCGCUUCAAUGGCGAAGGCAUCGACACGUCGGAGUCGUUCCUCGCUACCGGCUGGCUGAACCCGCUGCCUCCGCAACAGGGUAUUCCCGGCUGGCAACGCGUGACGAUGAUGAAGUACUUCGCCGACGAGGACACGGGGUCCAUCGACACCGAGGCGCUCUGGGCUUACGAAGGCGUUGUGCUGCCUGGGGGUCAGAUCAUGCUGGGCCGCUGGUGGAGUGUCGCCGACACGGAUGACGAGAUGUAUUCCGGCCCCUUCAUCUUGUGGUGUGUGGAUGGGCCGAAGUACGAUGCUACGGGGGAGGGGGAGGAGGAGAUGGAUGACGGGCCUUCCAUGGUCCUGGACGGGUGAGUUGGGCUCGAAGCAAAUGCGGACUAUCACGCAGUCCUUCCACGGCAGAUUAGUCGUGGUUGGAUUGGGGCACACACCGUGCACAUUAAUAAUCGGACUGGGGAAUAUUUUUAUGGGUUCUGGGCACGACAUUCGGGAAGGUUCAAGACUUAAUUACAUGAGAGUGGAGGAUGUGUGCUACUGAUAUAGUCACUGGUAUUCUUGGUAUUUAGUCGCCUCAGGCGC
This is a messenger RNA of Neohortaea acidophila, 1813 nucleotides long. RefSeq lists its product as uncharacterized. The transcript has 3 exons. Lineage: Eukaryota; Fungi; Ascomycota; Dothideomycetes; Mycosphaerellales; Teratosphaeriaceae. The record is from RefSeq and is a predicted model, not a curated record. The coding region runs from base 152 to 1588 and encodes 478 amino acids. Gene Ontology annotation, molecular function: protein binding.